GUACAUGUUUAAAAGGAACACUGUCUAGUCACUGAAGCAGAAGACAAGUCCACUAACAUGCUUUGUUCUCAUUUCAGAGAUGGCAGAGCCCAUUCAGCAGCUGACACGGAAUAGGACAGAGGAACGGCAAAGGGUUCCCUUCUUGCUUCUCAGUUGCAAAGAAAAGUGUGGUGAAAUACUGUAUGAGAAAAGGCAAUAUGGAAAAGCCAAAUGGGCCUGUGUGAAGAUGAAAGAGGACAAAUAUGAACAAAGUAUCUGCAUGGGGUUCAUGAAGCUUAUGAAAUACAUCUGUGAGCAGAAUUCUUCCGGUUUAUAUUUAGGAAUGACCAUUCCAAUUCUCACAACCGUGCACACAGAUGAAACUCACACAGGACUCACACGUGUUGUCACCAUAGCAUAUUAUAUCCCCUCCCACCUUCAAGCCGAUCCACCUCAACCCACAGAUCAGGACAUAGUCAUUGAGGAGUGGCCACCCACUGUGGUCUUCACCAGGGAAUUUGUUGGAGUCACCGAUGAGGAGUCUAUUAUGCGGGAAAUCUCCCUGCUGGCAGAGCUUCUAGAGUCCCCUGAGCUGUGUUUGCAGGAUACAUUUAUAGUAGCAGGAUACACGAAUCCCGCAGCUGCCAACAGGAGAAAUGAGAUCUGGUUCCUACAGAGGCCAUGA
Messenger RNA from Staurois parvus, 664 nucleotides. The record is from the annotation of a GenBank genome assembly. NCBI's taxonomy places the organism in Eukaryota, Metazoa, Chordata, Amphibia, Anura, Ranidae.